This is a messenger RNA of Toxorhynchites rutilus septentrionalis, 737 nucleotides long. RefSeq lists its product as uncharacterized. The transcript has 3 exons. The record is from RefSeq and is a predicted model, not a curated record. The coding region runs from base 3 to 590 and encodes 195 amino acids. Lineage: Eukaryota; Metazoa; Arthropoda; Insecta; Diptera; Culicidae.
CAAUGGAACGUUACUGCCAACAGUGCGGGAAAGACAACCUGAAAAUGGCAUACAAUUUUACAACUUUAUACCUUGAGUUAUGCGCGGAAUUGUUAGUAAAGGUGUUUCCAGAAGCUUCGCCAGUCUUGAAGAAGUAUACGGUCAAGAUUGAGCAGAAAUCGAGCUCCUUUCUCGAUAUAUUUUGUAAAUCAGCGUUUUUGAUGGCCAUUGUACUUGGUUUAAUUUUAUUUCGACGCACCAUUAUUCCAAAUUACAACUAUAACUUAAUCGAGAGAAUGUUAGCUGAUAUGAGGGUUGGCAUUCUACGAAUGGUUAACAUUGAUUUUUUACCGAACAUUAACCCUGAUGCUGUACAGGCCACAGUGAAAUCAGAGGUAGCGAAGAAUCGGAGCACAUUUCCACUGAGGAAUCGACAGAGAAAACACAAUUGGCCUGAUUCUACGCGGCGUGUGAGCCGCAAGUCAUCAUCACUGGACUGCAUAUCCAUUCCAGAAGCCGUGGUAAACGCCGGAGCCGGAUCCAGAGCAACAACUGAGAGCGCAGAGAGCAGCAGCUACGACGGCACUGACUGUAGCAAAACAAAUAUCUAACCUCUCUGAGCGAAGCAAAUAAAAUUCUGAGAUGCCAGAUAUUUUUUAUCAAAUAUAUGCGAUAAAAAUCAGAAAUAUUUGUAAUUAUGUCCUAAUAUCAACAAAACCGGCCAGCUUCGUCGAUCAUUUGGAACCAAUAAUGUUUUG